Molecule: messenger RNA, 833 nt
Organism: Trachymyrmex cornetzi
Lineage: Eukaryota; Metazoa; Arthropoda; Insecta; Hymenoptera; Formicidae
Gene: Obp59a
Product: Odorant-binding protein 59a
Exons: 6
Coding region: 56-763 (235 amino acids)
Molecular function (GO): odorant binding
Source: RefSeq, a predicted model, not a curated record
GUAUAAAUACAUGUUGAAAAAGUGAGGAUGUUUCAUUUGAAAGGAUAGAGCUCGCAUGAAAAUGGUGACAAGAAUAAUUUUUGUUGUUCUAUGCAGCCUUUGUUUGCUGCUGUUAGAAUCAGCGAAUUCAUUAAAAUGCAGAUCAAGUGUCCAGCAGGUUCAACACGAUCAAUACCAGAAGGUUAUGCAGAUUUGCAAAGCACGAUCUAAAACUGAUAACAAUCAUAGCAAUAAUGAUUCAUCGAGUGAAGGCGACGAUAGCGAUGACUCUUUAAGCGUAGAUUUGUUUGGUACAAGGUUUUUUAUUAUGAAUGGCGGCAACAAGUUCUCCAACAUACAGUCUUGGAAAGACCCUAAUGAGAAUCGUUAUACAAACGGAAACCGGAAAAGCAGUCAUUCUUCUCGUAGCAGCAAUAAUCGUGAUUUCAGCUAUUCCAAUAGAGCUGGUAGGUCGAGCUAUGACCAAACGUAUGACGACUUCGAGAAUUAUGGCAAGCAACAAGAACAAUGCAUCACCCAGUGUUUCUUCAAUGAAUUAAAUAUGGUGGAUCAAAGGGGAUACCCUGAGCAAGUCUCGAUCAUUCAGUUUAUGACACGUAAUACGCACAAUCCAGAAUUACAGGAUUUGAUAGAGGAAGCUGUCAUAGAAUGUUAUCAUUAUUUGGAUUCAGAUGUGAGACAGAACGCAUGUUACUUCUCGGAAAAUCUCCUGACUUGCUUAAUUGAUAAAGGAAAGGAAAGAUGCGAAGAUUGGGAUGAUUGAUAACAUUGUAUAGACAUCUUACAUCUAAUAAUUUCUGUAGAAGAAAUAAAUAAAGUGAGAAGUAAGAAAU